Rubroshorea leprosula is the source of this 1480-nucleotide messenger RNA. The record is from the annotation of a GenBank genome assembly. Lineage: Eukaryota; Viridiplantae; Streptophyta; Magnoliopsida; Malvales; Dipterocarpaceae.
GUACACUCAUCUUCUUUUCCUUUCCCUUUCUCUUAUUAAUAAGGAAGUUGAAGAAUAUGAGCAUGUUUUAAUUUCUAAUCCUUCUUCUGCAGAUCUAGCCUUAAAACUUUCUUUUGCAUGUGGUGGAUUAUUAUUACCAAGAUAGUCAAAUUUGAGCGAAAAGGACCGAUUAGAUUCUGAACCUAAUUCUGAUUUGAUUUCUUGUUGGAUUAUUGGUUAUGUGAGUUAUAUUUUUACUUGGAGAUAUGUUUGUGAAUUUGUGCUAAUAGUUCUGUUAUGGGGUUGCUGUGGUUUACCACCUUGUGGUAUUGAUACAGUAUAUGAUGGAACACAAUGGGAAACAUUUACAAAUCUAUCUGAUUUAUGUAAGAUCUCAAAAGCCUAUCAGUUAUGGCAAGUUUUAGCUAAAGAUUCUACAUCAAAGAAGAUAGAGAGAAAAAGCCUGAGCAGCUUGAAGAAGAAAUUGGUGGUGCACUGCUUCUUAUAUAGAAAAAUGAAGACUUUAGAGCUUCCUUGGCCUCUCUGCCUCUGCUUUUCCAACAUUUUACUCCUAUUCUGAUAUUCUCAGCACGCAAACAACACUCAGAUCCAAUUAGGCAAUUACAAUUCAUCAGUCCUUGCAUCCCUGCCUCUUAUUUGACACAUAGUUUCGAUAAUCUCCAUGUGUGCCCUUAAAGAUGUCUGCAUUGGCCAUGAACAUAUUGAUUCGAUUUCUGAAGUUUUUCUUGUGGUAUUGAGAUAUUAUAUGAUGUUACACAGCGGGAAACAUUUGGAAACCUAUAAAUAUGCUGAUUAGAAACAAAAAGGAUCCUCUUGAUUGACUUCCUUGAAGUUGGUUACUAGAAUGGUGACUCUGAAACUAAUAUUGUCCUAAUAGGUGUGGUAUGUGUCACAAAUAUGGAGGGUGCUUUCAAACAAUUUGAGGAAGUUAUGAAGCAUGUGAAGAAAGAACGCUGGGAAAGAGCAUACAAGAUAAAGGACUGAUCAAUUGGGUGUGCUAAGUACAAUGCUUGGAUUUCUCGUUGCAGAAGUUGCACCAGUGGUUCUAUGCUUGGAUUUCUCGUUGCAGCUGUAAAAUAUAUAAUAUAUCCAAAUCAAGCCCCAAGAAAGCAAGUAAAACCAAUUGGUGGUCUUCACGUGAUUCUAAAGUUCAGAUUUUUACUCAACGAUGAUGUGCAAGAUGGAGUGCUUGGGCAGCCUGGUUUGAAUUUGUAAGCAAGGAAGGAACCUAAAGCCUUAUCGACAGAAAUUCCCUUUUUCUGCUCUUGCCAUUUCGACAUUAUAGAUUGUUGGAUACAUACACUAACUGAAAAGAUGGGAACAUUUUUAUUUCUUGACCAAGAGUAGGAGUGUUGUGUUAGUCAAUUGAUGCUAAAUAGUACUAAUCUCUUUUCAACUUGUAAGAUAUGUAACAUACAUUUUUUUUUUUUACCACUCUCUUGAACCAGAAACGAGUUAGAAAUGAAAAAUCAAGAAUUUA